Messenger RNA from Limulus polyphemus (Atlantic horseshoe crab), 3015 nucleotides. RefSeq names its product GTP-binding protein RAD-like. NCBI's taxonomy places the organism in Eukaryota, Metazoa, Arthropoda, Merostomata, Xiphosura, Limulidae. The coding region runs from base 1 to 1428 and encodes 475 amino acids. Gene Ontology annotation, molecular function: calcium channel regulator activity; GTP binding; GTPase activity. The record is from RefSeq and is a predicted model, not a curated record. The transcript is spliced from 5 exons. Gene Ontology annotation, cellular component: plasma membrane.
AUGGCUGGUAAAAGUACUGUUUCAGUAAAGACCAGUCCUCGUUCUUUAGGGAAAAAUCGCUCUAAUUUCAUUCCUACCAAUACUCUGAAUACCUGUAAUGAGAUACAGUUGCAAACAAAAAUGGGAUCAUCUUCUCUGUAUACCCAUGGUAACGCACUGCAAAGUCCAGGAGAGACAUCUCUUCAUAGAUCUCCAUCACCAGUUCCUUAUAUCCGGAACUGCAUGCAUUCAGCCCAUCGAGGAUCUGACCAUCCAGAAAGUAGUUUGAUCAUUUGUAAACAAAGGUCACCUGACACCUUUAGUCGACGUUCAGAACUUUCUACAAUGAACGACUCACAGAACCCAAAAAUGUGGAUUCAGACCAACAAAUUUAACACUCGACAUAGUCGUUCAUAUUCCUUCCGAACUAUGCGGCGACCUUCUCCCCAACAAUUAGCAGAGGAGGAGCAGUUCCGGCCACGGGGAGCCACGAUGCCUUCGGACAGCCGAAGUUAUCUCCGAGAGAAAAGACGACAGCGGUUACGGGAACGGAGUGCUAGUCCUAGUUGGUCACCCCUGGAUCAUGUGGAUGACGUGGAUGAAGAUUUUUACAGGCUUCGUAACUUCAGCACGACUUCUAAAGGUGGAGUCAUCAACCGAGGCGAUCAGUUUCGCCAGCGGUCCCGGAGCAGUAAUAGCAUGGCCUCCAGUUACACCUACCCGUCGUGUAUCUCCACAGAUACAUCCUGUUUGUUCGGCCAGGAAGAUCGCUGCACCCAUCUUAAGGUUCUAGUGCUGGGAGCCGUUGGAGUUGGAAAGAGCUCCAUUGUCACACAGUUCAUGUCAUCCGAGUAUAUGAACACGUACGAUGUAUCUCAAGACGACGAACUUGAAAAAACAAUCUUCCUUCUUCUGGAUGGAGAAGAGUACGAGUUGACAUUGUUUGAUUACCACACCCUCGCCACACUCACGGAUCCUGAAGAGGACUCUAUGGGCUCUGCCGAUGCUUAUGUUGUAGUUUACUCCAUGACUGACAGAGGUACGUUUGAAAUAGCUAUGGAUAUUCUAUUUGUAUUAAGGGAAAGAGGCUAUACAGCAACGAGAGCUGUGAUCCUGGUUGGAAACAAGUCAGACCUCGUACGUUCGAGAACCGUGUCGACAAACGAGGCUAAAACGAUAGCCAUAUCGUACGAGUGUAACUUCAUGGAGACGUCAGCAGCUAUCAACCAUAAGACCGAUGACUUACUGGUACGUAUUGUUAGUCAAGUCCGUCUUAAAAUCCAACAACUGAAGGAUCUUAGUCGUUUCUCGCCACCUGGUAGAAGGCGGAAGUCUCGAAGCAAAAGUUCCUUGUACGGAAUCGGGCGACGAGCAAAGGAUCUGCUAAACAAACUGUUGGGAAAAGGAAACUACAAGUCGAAGUCAUGUGAUAACCUCCAUAUCAUAUAACUCACUUUCCAUAUAUCAGUGUCAAGCUGUAUGGGUUGUGUCUUGUUAAUUUAUAGCUAUCAGUGUCAAGCUGUAUGGGUUGUGUCUUGUUAAUUUAUAGCUAUCAGUGUCAAGCUGUAUGGGUUGUGUCUUGUUAAUUUAUAGUAUCAGUGUCAAGCUGUAUGGUUUGUGUCUUGUUAAUUUAUAGCUAUCAGUGUCAAGCUGUAUGGGUUGAGUCUUGUUAAUUUAUAACUAUCAGUGUCAAGCUGUAUGGGUUGUGUCUUGUUAAUUUAUAGCUAUCAGUGUCAAGCUUUAUGAGUUGUGUCUUAUUAAUUUAUAACUAUCAGUGUCAAGCUGUAUGGGUUGAGUCUUGUUAAUUUAUAACUAUCAGUGUCAAGCUGCAUGGGUUGUGUCUUGUUAAUCGUGAGACAUCACUUUUGCACAAUGUACUACACCCUAAAAUUUUAUUGAAAUUUAAUAAAAUAUAUAUUAUUUAUUCUUUUUAUUUAAUAGAAGAAUGAACCUCAACAUUUAGAUAGCAUAUGUCUUCCAUUCCUUUAGUUAAAAGUAAAAUUUUCAAAAAUGUUGUUUUUCGUAGUUCCACGGUUAGAUGUACAGGGGUGUUUAAAUGAGUUAUUCAACUUUUUAAAGCCUGUUUACCUGUAUCUUUUACAGAUAUCACAACAUUGUUUUUAAUUAUUGAGCUGAAUUAUUCUUGUUUACCAUCCGAUCUAACAACAUUCAAUCAUUGUUUUAUUAUAUCAGAAGUUGAGAAUUUACUGAUAUGUUUAAUGUACUCUUGGGGCUCGGGAGGGGAGAAUUUUCAUAGAUUUUCGUGUGCUCUAAUAAAAAUUUCAAGCCAUUUUGACAUAAUUUUUAGUUCACCUUAUCUUUUUCCACUUGUUUUAGUCAGUAAGUAUCCGGCAAGAACCUUAAAUUUCCGUCUUAUUUUCCUAAUAAUUAUACGUUAAGAGUCCGAGCGACUCGUAAGAGUUCCUUUUCUUUAACAAUGCUGCUCUUCUCGUGCUCGCCUCAAACGAGGAAGAUUUAGUGUUGUUGUAGCGUUUGUUCACGUUGGAUGUAAACCGAUUUAGUCUUUAUGUAUCGUUUGUUUACGUUAAGUGUAAACGGCUUUAGUAUUUUUGUAGCGUUUGUUCACGUUGGAUGUAAACCGAUUUAGUCUUUAUGUAUCGUUUGUUUACGUUAAGUGUAAACGGCUUAAGUAUUUUUGUAGCGUUUGUUCACGUUGGAUGUAAACCGAUUUAGUCUUUAUGUAUCGUUUGUUUACGUUAAGUGUAAACGGCUUUAGUAUUUUUGUAGCGUUUGUUCACGUUGGAUAUAAACCAAUUUAGUCUUUAUGUAGCGUUUGUUCACGUUAAGUGUGAACGGCUUUAGUCGUUUUAUAGCGUCUGUUCACGUCAAGUGUAAACGGAUUCAGAGUGUAGCAUUGGUUCCACUAUGUACAUUUUAAAGUAUGUUUUUAAGCUUUUGGUGAUAUCUAAGUAAGCUUUAUAUAUAUAUAUAUAUAUAAGAACCAUUUUUUAAAGCAUAAAGAAAGACUGUGUGUCAAAUCAAUUGAAAAUAUUUUAACAACUAACCUCUAUCUGU